AUGACAUCCUCUAACAACUCCGGAGCACUGGAAAUGCCAGCUACAAGCACUGAAGGUUUGGAGAUGGCAUCUUAUGGUGCAUUCUUCUCCUUUCCUGUAUUAUCCACUCCAGCUCCGCUUCCUACCACACCACUUCCUCAGCGGGGAUCGCUCGAAUGGGACCUCGAAUACAUGGACUACAAUAUGAGAUGGGAGAAUAGGCAGGAAUUUGAUGCUUGGCUGAAAGCGGAGGAGGAUAGUAAAUGUAUUGAACUUAGGGUUGCUAGAAGAAAGGUCUCUGCUGCUGGAGAUCCGAGGUUUCGUGAGCGAAUAACAUUUGUGUGCAGUAGGAACG
Molecule: messenger RNA, 334 nt
Organism: Fomitiporia mediterranea MF3/22
Lineage: Eukaryota; Fungi; Basidiomycota; Agaricomycetes; Hymenochaetales; Hymenochaetaceae
Exons: 1
Source: RefSeq, a predicted model, not a curated record